This is a messenger RNA of Styela clava, 2613 nucleotides long. Its product is annotated as tumor necrosis factor alpha-induced protein 8-like. Lineage: Eukaryota; Metazoa; Chordata; Ascidiacea; Stolidobranchia; Styelidae. Gene Ontology annotation, cellular component: cytoplasm. The record is from RefSeq and is a predicted model, not a curated record. Gene Ontology annotation, biological process: regulation of apoptotic process.
UUUCUAGAGGUAAUAUAUUGUAUAGUCCAGCACUACUGAGUGUUGUUGCCGUGUACGCUAGGGCUGAAAACAUACGGCAUUAUCUGAUUGCCUAUAAUUACCUGUACUUUGUCAUUGUACACAUCGGUAACGACCAAUCAGACUACAGCCGGCGAACGUAUUCAACAGAAAAAGCUUGCCCUUUUUAAGACCAAGGAAAUAACCUGGUGACAAUUUUUGCAAGUUAUUCCAUCAUAAGGAUUCAUGCCUGACGCAAGUAUGGGAGAUGACGUAGUUAAGAGUAAAGAUCUUGCGCUUAAAGCGCAGAAAAAGAUUCUUGGGAAGAUGGCGUCGAAAAAUUUAACAAGGCUCCUGAUUGACGACAAAACCGCUGAACUUCUGGAUGAAUUCGGAAAAGUUCGCCGGGAUUAUUCUUCAAAAAAAGACUCCGAUAAGCUCCACCACAACUUAAUUAAAGUUAUGAUCAAAGUAGCAGUGCUUCAUAAAAACGAGCAGUUCACUGCAGCGGAAAGAAAGCUUGCUGAAAAACUUCAAUCAAAGACCAAAACAACUGCUAUGACCCUGGUCAGCUUUGUGGAAGUCGACUUUACAUUUGACAAAUACGUUCUGUCAAAACAGAUAAACGAAGGUCGUGCAAUACUCCAGCAACUCGUGGCAAAUCAUCUUACUGAAAAAUCAAAGGGUCGCAUCAACUCUAUAUUUGAUCAAAUCGGCGAUACCGACUUUUUAGAAAAGCUUUUUGAACCAAGUGGACCAUACAAAGAAUCUUUGCACAAAAUAGUAGCUCGGAUCAACGACUUGAUCGAAGAUGGCAUUUUGUGAAGUGGGGCAUCUAGUAGUGGUUGGUAUAACAAAACUGUGAUGUUACAUGUAACCGUAGCCCCUUGUCCAAGAGGUAGAGAAAAACGGCUACGAUUCAGAGACAGCGUCAGGAUCAUAAAAUGGCGUCAUUUAAUGAAAUGUCCUCACUUCACACAGAUUUUGCAACACCACAAGUAUUAUUGAGACUAGAGUGCAAAAUCAGCCAAAAUUGAAUAAUUGUUGUUGCUGGGACUUAAACUGUUAUUGUUGAUGGACGUUCACAUGAUGCGGGAAAUGACCAAUCCUUGCAUCUUGUCGUGGUUGUUGCCAUCACUUAAACUUGGCCCUAAGCGCUCAAAAAGAAGAAACACUUUCUCCAAAUGCACCGAAUUUAUAUCAAAAAAACCUCUCAAAUGGCUGAUGUGCAAAAUCUAAUAUUCUCUUUGAAACCUAUUUAUCUAUUGGCCAUUCAUGAUCUAAAUAUGGGUUAGAAGAAUGCGGUAGCGCAUUGAUGCAAUCAAAUUUGAUCAUUUUUGAUGUGCAAAAUUUUAGGAUGCAAAUUUUUAUACCGUGCAAUAACCUUUCUUGCCAUUUUGUUUAUCACCCAUGAAUGACACAGCAACGUAAAUCUUUCUAGAAGGAAUUCACUCAAUAAUAUUCCGCGUUUGCUGUCUGAUAAAGCUUGCAUGAUAAAACGAACCAAACGUAUUCAUCUUUUUCUCUAUGAUCUAACUUUUCUUUUUCGCAUUUUUGCAUUUAUUUUAUAUUUAUCAUUCAUUUUUUGCUCAUUUUACUGAUCGUUAGUUAUGUCAACGCCUUUCAUCUAGGUUUUAUUGCCGUAGAAGGUUUCGUUUUUCCGAAUUUUAAAGACUCAAACGCAAGGGGCUCUACGAAUAUCCCCACAAAAGCAGACUAGUUAAUUUUACAAUAUUAUUCAUGUUACAUAUAUGAGAAUUGCUAUUCUGAUUGUGUCUCCCUCAUUUUAGUAAAACAAACUUUUUGAUUUUUAUGGAUAUAGUUAUAAACGAUUUAUUAAAUUCACCGUGUAAAUGAUACUAAGUUAUACUAUAGUGUUAUUUUAACUUUGCGGUGUGAUAUAUUUUAAACGGCCUUGAGAAGGUUCGUUAAAGUAAGACAAGUAAAGUGAUAAAACGAAGGAUUGUCCAUAUAAAAACUCAUGUUUGUAUUCAUACGGGGCCGUUUUUUUUUUAUCUCCGUCAUAGUAAGCCUAAUUAAACUAGGUGGUUCGAGCAAGCCGGAUUUUAAUAUGCAUACCAAAUUUACCGUAAUUUAUAUUCGACAUCGCUAUCUGCGCCAUCUUACAAAGCCCCUGGACUGGCCAGCAUGCUAACACUGCAGUAUAUUAUAGUCUUAAAUCGCAAGUCUUUAAUUUUCCCAGCAUAUUCAAGAACCUGUGCAAACUUUCCGAUUUUCUCUGCUUUUUUGCUACGAAUAACCAACAGAAGCAUACUCAACCAUUUAUCAAACAAUACCUUAUUGUAAUUUCAGCAGUAUGGGUAUAUGACCAAUACAUGCUCAUUUAAAUUUGUUUAGUUUAAAAUUUGAUUUUUUUGUUCUUAUAUUUUAUAAGGCAAAAAUGGCUUUCUAGAUCGACUCGGCCCGAUAACAAAACGUUGUUGAAUAAGUGUGUUCGUUCGUAUUCGGCCAGUUGAUGUUCCAGGCUAAUAUUUUAAGAUCUGAUUUUACUUUUUAUAAGCACGUUACUCGGCUCUUUCGUUGCCUAGUUUUCUUUUUAAAUUUAAGUGUCUUUUUUCGAGAUGUUUUCUGCAAUUAUAUUGGAAAUAUGAUCAG